AUGGCAGAGGAACAAACGGCACAGACUAACACUUCUCUUUUACUGGAUGACGAGGGUGGUAUCACAGACAAGCUAGUGAUCUGUCUGCAGCAUAUUUUUGCCAAAUAUUGCACGCCUGCCCCCGAAAGAACAUCAGGACCCCUCCUUACUCCGCCUGAAAACGCUUACCUUUCCGACGAGGGACUCCAGAAAUGGGCACGCGACACGAAUGGAGAACCGUUCUCAGAAGAAACUAAAGAAGAGGUCGUCGAGUCCUUCGACGUGACUGACGACGGGAACCUGACAUUCAGGGGAUUCCUACAACUUUAUCAGCUGCAAACAGAGAAUGAUGAAGCAGAAACCUGGAAAGAUCUGCAAUCGCAUGGCUUCGACAAAAAUCUCAACUUGACGUCGAGUUGA
Messenger RNA from Psilocybe cubensis, 399 nucleotides. RefSeq lists its product as uncharacterized. The record is from RefSeq and is a predicted model, not a curated record. NCBI's taxonomy places the organism in Eukaryota, Fungi, Basidiomycota, Agaricomycetes, Agaricales, Agrocybaceae. Bases 1 to 399 code for a protein of 132 amino acids. The transcript has 4 exons.